AGUACACUAAAGGCUUCGUGUUUAGAGCAACUCGAGAAGAAUUGAUUCUCAAGGACUUUUCCUGUCUGCCCACUCCACAGUCUACCAUUCAGAAUUCCCUGUUGUAAGUGAGCGUCCAGUGUAGAGGAAAUCAUGCGCAGCCUCGUCCUUCGUAGCUUGGCGAGGAUCUCGAGGCAGCAGUUCUGCGAAGGCAACCAUGCACCAGCUUCAUUUACUGGGAGCCUCCACGGAAACUUUCACGGUGUCUCCAAUCCAACAGCCGCUGGAUCUCAAAAUUAUGGAUGCAGGGAAUAUUCCUCGGGGUCCACCCCUAUUCAGAUAGUGUCUCCGGAUAAUAUUGUGAGAAGUCCCCUACCAGACGUGGAGCUUCCUGAGCGGACCGUCCAUGAGGAAAUAUUCAGGAGUUGUGACUUGAACAAGGAUCUUAUCGCUGUGGAAGAAUUCCUAACGGGUAAAUCGAUCACAUACGGCGAGCUGAAGGAGAGAGCCAUCCGGGUGGCCAGCGCUCUGAGUGGCCUGGGCUACAGCAAAGGGGAUGUGGUUCUGUGCUACAGCAUCAACAACAUCGAGACCGCCAUCCUCACCCUAGCCUGCUCCUGUCUCGGUGUCUGGUUCUCCCCCGCCAAUGGAACCUUCACACCAGGUAGAUGUUAGGGGGGCAUAUAUAUUUAUAUAUGUUGCAUGCUUACCCUUACUAUUUACAUACAUCAUCAUCCUCACCAUCAUCCAUCAUC
Aplysia californica (California sea hare) is the source of this 734-nucleotide messenger RNA. Its product is annotated as 4-coumarate--CoA ligase 3-like. Gene Ontology annotation, molecular function: CoA-ligase activity. The record is from RefSeq and is a predicted model, not a curated record. NCBI's taxonomy places the organism in Eukaryota, Metazoa, Mollusca, Gastropoda, Aplysiida, Aplysiidae.